This is a messenger RNA of Perkinsus marinus ATCC 50983, 930 nucleotides long. RefSeq lists its product as hypothetical. NCBI's taxonomy places the organism in Eukaryota, Perkinsozoa, Perkinsida, Perkinsidae. The record is from RefSeq and is a predicted model, not a curated record. The transcript is spliced from 8 exons. The coding region runs from base 1 to 930 and encodes 309 amino acids.
AUGUUACGUCGAGCUCUGGUCGGAGGUCUGAAGUGUUACCAUCCCCCCACUAGGCUUUCAACUCCUCUGUAUUCGGAGGGAGGUGCAUUUACGGUUAAUUGGUGGCGUAAUCGUUAUGGUCUGUACUCCCGUAGACAGACCGACCCGAUGUUGGCCGAAUUCCUAUUCCGUCAGCAAGUGAAGGAGUGGUUCUAUGAUGUGCCUUCAUACAACUACGCCGCUCUGGUUGGUUUUGCUCUUGGCAUUCUAGUAGCGGUCAUUUGGAGGCAUUUCCUCUUCAACCCCGACGUUUAUGUUCGUCGUCAAGAACUGCGUAAAAUGUGGCCCGACCGACACAGACAAUUCGCUUAUGCUGUGCCUUACCUCAACCCCCAGCUGAAGAACCUCCUUCUACCGUAUAAGAACAGUUUCAUCGACAAUGAGCCCGACUACGCCGAUUACAACCCUGUAGGUCUCCGCCCUCAGCGUGUCAUGGCCAUUAGGCGCAUACCAGGAUUCUUCUGGGCGAUACCCCAGUACUUCUUCGAGGACCCCCUCUAUACUAGUUGCUCUACUAAAAAUAUGCAGACGAUAUAUAAGAAACAGACCGACCCGAUGUUGGCCGAAUUCCUCUUUCGUCAGCAAGUAAAGGAGUGGUUCUAUGAUGUACCUUUAUACAACUAUGCGGCACUUCUUGGGAUGGCUCUUGGCAUCCUAGUAGCUCUGGCGUGGAGACAUUUCCUCUUCAAUCCAGAUGUAUACCUCCGUCGCCAGGAGCUGCGCAAGAUGUGGCCUGAUAGGCACAGACAAUUCGCAUAUGCACUCCCAUACCUCAAUCCGCGACUCAAGAAUAUUCUUAUGCCGUACUUCUUUGAGGAUCCUUUGUACACUUCGGUGUCAACUCAGAAUAUGAGGAAAAUCUACAACGAUAUCAACUAUUCUGAAUUGUAG